CCUGCCUGCUGCAAGUGAGUCAAACCCACGGAGAAUAUACAAGAUCGUAUCUUCUCUGUGCGAGUGAGUCAAAAAGGGGGCAGACCUACGGGAAGUCACAUAAAGACAGCCAAUUCUCCCGGGGCUAUUCUUUUCUACCCCAAGAAGACUUCGAUUUUUUAUCUUGUCACCAAGAAGAAUUUCAAUAUGGCGACGGCUUCUGUGUCAAAGGCCCUGGAGGGCCUGACAGUCUCCAAGACCAAGGAAUUGAAAGGAACCGAGAAGCGCGACACCCUGGUUGUCGUCGAGAAGAAGUAUCAGAAGAAAUGGGCCGAGGACCGCGUUUUCGAGACGAAUGCCCCGACGACAGCUGAGGUGCCCUUCCACUCCAUCUCUCCGGCCGAGCUGCGAGAACAGCAACCCAAAUUCUUCGGAACCAUGGCUUAUCCUUACAUGAACGGAACCCUCCACGCCGGUCACACCUUCUCAGCCACCAAGGUCGAGUUUGCCGCGGGCACAGCGAGAAUGCAGGGCAAGCGUGCGCUGUUCCCCAUGGGUUUCCACUGCACUGGUAUGCCCAUCAAAGCCUGCGCGGAUAAGCUGGUCAACGAGAUUAAGCUGUUUGGCAAGGACUUCUCUGGUUACAAAGAGGAAGAGUCUGUUGUCGAGGAGCAGCCAAAGCCUGCUGCCAAGCAGACCAAGGAGGAUGUUACCAAGUUCACCACCAACAAGAGCAAGGCCAAUGCGAAGACCGUCAAGAUGAAGUACCAGUUCCAGAUUAUGCAGGCCAUUGGAAUUCCUACCGAGGAUAUUCACCUGUUUGCUGAUUCUCAAUACUGGCUGCAGUACUUCCCUCCCUUGGCCAUCCGGGAUUUAACAAGCUUCGGCUCAAGAAUCGACUGGCGACGAUCAUUUGUCACAACCGAUGCUAACCCCUACUACGACGCCUUCAUUCGAUGGCAAAUGAACCGCCUGAAGGAGCUGAACAAGAUCAAGUUUGGCAAGCGAUAUACAAUCUACUCUAUCAAGGAUGGCCAGCCGUGUAUGGACCACGACCGUUCUGAGGGUGAAGCUGUUAACCCUCAGGAGUACACUGCCUUGAAGCUGAAGGUUUUGGAGUGGGCACCCAAGGCUGCUGAGGCCAUCAAGGGCAAGAUUCCCGAUGGCGCCAACGUCUUCUUGGUUCCUGCUACCCUGAGACCCGAGACUAUGUACGGACAAACCUGCUGUUUCGUCGGCCCCAAAUUGAACUACGGCCUGUUCAAGGUUGAUGACAACAACUACUUUGUCAUCACUGAGCGAGCUGCUCGUAACAUGGCUUACCAGGGCAUUUUCGCCAAGGAAGGCUCCAUCGAGAAGGCUGCUGACCUCUUAGGUUCCGACAUUGUUGGAACUCUGGUCAACGCCCCUCUGUCGCUGCACAAGGAGGGAGUCAGGGUCCUGCCCAUGGAAACCGUCCUGCCCACCAAGGGUACCGGUGUCGUCACCUCUGUUCCAUCAGACAGCCCUGAUGACUUCGCAACCGUGACUGAGCUGGCAAAGAAGGCUGAUUAUUACGGAAUCAAGAAGGAGUGGGCCGAGCUGGAGAUCUACCCCAUUAUUGAAACCCCGUCAUACGGAGACCUGUGCGCACCCUUCUUGGUCAAGAAGCUGAAGAUUGCUUCCCCCAAGGAUACCAAGCAGCUGGAAGAGGCCAAAGAACUGGCAUACAAGGAAGGUUUCUACCAGGGUAUCAUCAAGGUUGGCGACUUCAAGGGCGAGAAGGUUGAGACGGCCAAGCCCAAGGUCAGGGCUCAGUUGAUCGAGGCUGGUGAGGCUUUUGCCUACUCAGAACCCGAGCGCAAGGUUGUCAGCCGAUCUGGCGAUGACUGUAUCGUCUCACUGAUGGACCAGUGGUACCUGGACUAUGGCGAGCAGUCCUGGAAGGAGACUGCCCUGAAAUGGGUUGACAAUGCCGACGGAAAGGGUUUGGAGACUUGGGCUCCCGAGACCAAGAAUGGCUUUGAAGGUGUGCUGAACUGGCUGAACCAGUGGGCCUGCGCCCGAUCAUUCGGUCUGGGAUCAAAAUUGCCUUGGGACAAGCAAUUCCUGGUUGAGAGUUUGAGUGACUCGACCAUCUACAUGGCUUACUACACCAUUGCCCACUUCCUGCACAAGGACUUGUUUGGCCGCACCAAGGGCCUUGGCAACAUUGGCGCUGAGCAGAUGACUGACGAGGUCUGGGACGCCGUUUUCUGCCGCCGCGAUAUCACCGAUGAUGUUAUCUCUAGCUCUGGCAUUCCCCGAGAGACUUUGGAGAGCAUGCGACGAGAAUUCGAAUACUUCUACCCUCUGGAUCUGCGUAGUUCAGGAAAGGACCUGAUCCCCAACCACUUGACAUUCUUCCUGUACAUCCACUUGGCUAUCUUCCCACCGGAGUACUGGCCUCGUGGUGUCCGAGCCAACGGUCACUUGAUGCUGAACGGAGAAAAGAUGGCCAAGAGUACUGGCAACUUCAUGACUUUAAAAGAAAUGGUGGAGAAAUACGGCGCUGACGCUUCUCGUAUUGCUCUGGCCGAUGCCGGUGAUGGUGUUAGCGAUGCCAACUUCGAGGAAGAUGUUGCCGACAAUAACAUUCUGCGUCUGUUCACUCUGCGUGAGUGGUGCGAGGAGAUGGUCAAGGACCAGAACGAGCUGCGUACCGGCGAGAUCAACAACUUCCAGGACGGCCUGUUCAACAAUGAGUUGAAUGCUUGUGCUAGAGAGGCUAUUGAGCAGUACGGCUUGACUAACUACAAGUUGGCCCUGAAGGCCGGUCUGUAUGAGCUGACCAGUGCUCGUGACUUUUACCGCGAGGCCUGUGCGGCCGGCGGUAUCAAGAUGCACAAGGACCUGGUAUUCCGAUACAUUGAGCUGCAAGCCCUGCUGAUGGCUGUCAUCGCCCCUCACUGGUCUGAAUACAUCUGGUUGGAAGUCUUGAAGAAGGACUCCACUAUCCACAAUGCCAGGUUCCCUGAAGUGCCGGCCGUUGACGCUGCCCUGUCAGCUAAGCGAGAGUACGUCCGAAGCACCGCUUCGAACAUUAACUCUGCUGAGGGCCAGCAGCUGAAGAAGAAGGCCAAGGGCAAGGAAGUUUCCUUUGACCCCAAGAAGCCCAAGAAGCUGACCAUUUACAUGGCUGCCAAAUUCCCAACUUGGCAGGCUAAGUACAUUGAUCUGCUGAAGGAGAUGUGGGACCCUGCGACCAAGUCUGUCGACGACAAGGCCCUGAACGGCAAGAUUGGCAAGAUGGGUGAGAUGAAGAAGGCCAUGCCCUUUGUUCAGGGUUUGAAGAAGCGCCUGCAGGCCGGUGAGCCUGCCAGCGUCGUCCUGGAGCAGAAGCUGGCUUUCGAUGAGAAGGAGACCUUGGUCCAGAUGGUGCCUGGCCUGAAGCGAACGUCAGGUCUGUCAGUCGCCGAUAUCCUGGUGGUUGAGGAAGGCGGUAAGAAGGGCGUUAGACUGGAGGACGGUAAGGAGGUGGAAAUAUCAGUCCCUGUUGCCGAGAAUGCGGUCCCUGGUCAGCCUACUUUCUUCUUUGAAAAUGUGGAGGCUUAAACGUGAGGAGCAGGGAUUUUGCUCUUCUUCGGAUGGAUUUUUUUUUCUUAUUUUGCUACGAAAGAAAGAAUAAAGUAAAAAAUGCUCUAGAGAGAGAGACAGUUUAGAGAGAAUACAAUGAAUACCUAUUCAGC
Molecule: messenger RNA, 3686 nt
Organism: Trichoderma asperellum CBS 433.97
Lineage: Eukaryota; Fungi; Ascomycota; Sordariomycetes; Hypocreales; Hypocreaceae
Gene: LEU6
Product: 2-isopropylmalate synthase
Biological process (GO): leucyl-tRNA aminoacylation
Molecular function (GO): ATP binding; leucine-tRNA ligase activity; aminoacyl-tRNA deacylase activity
Source: RefSeq, a predicted model, not a curated record